AUGGACGACAAGGCUUUAGUUAAGGAACGAGAUGCAGCGACUCUUCUCAUAACUCUGGUCAGCACUUCGCUUUUAGUGGCGUUGGCUGUCUGGGUGCAGAAAAAACGGAAACACACACAAGCGAAAGUUCCGUUUCCGCCAGGGCCCUGGGGACUUCCGUUGGUGGGGUACCUGCCCUUCCUACGAAGAAAACAGCACAUCAUCUUCAGAGACCUGGCUUACAGAUACGGGCCACUUUUCAGUGUCCGUCUGGGAGCCGUGAACGUGGUUAUACUUAACACCUACGAAAGCAUCCGCGAAGCUUUUUCGAAGAAACAGCUAUUGGCGAGAACUUCAAGCCUUUUCCUUAAACAAGCCGGAGUCUCAGGUAUCAUGACUUUAAAUGGAACAUCCUGGAUGGACAACAGGAAGUAUUGCGUGCGUCUCAUCAGCUCCCCUGCGUACGGACACAAAGACAUGGAAACCCAGGUUCAGGAGGAGAUUGAGUACCUCAUCGCAAAGAUAUCGGAUGUCAAAGGGCGCCCGAUUCCCGUCGAGCAGUACCUGCUUCCCAGCGUGUCCAAUAACGUUUCCGCCCUCGUGUUCGGCCACCGUUACGACUUUGACGACCCGAAGAGAAAGAUGCUCGAUGGCAUUCUCGACACCGGCAUGAGAUGCCUCGCCGCGGGCGCGGUCAUCACUUUCAUGCCCAGGGGCUUCAGAACACUCACUACCAUGUGCUUUACGAGAUUCGGCGCCUUGAGGCCGCUCGUUCAGAAGCUCACCAAAUUCAUAUGUCAAGAAGAGGGUUUAGGUGGAAAAGAACAUCGGAAGUUACGAGAAAACAAUUUCGUCGACGGGUAUCUGCAGCUCAUUUCUGAGCACAACGAGGAUCCGAAUACAAGCUUUAACAUGUCCAACCUGAUUGGAAACGCCCUCACGAUUUUUGCUGCCGGAUCACAGACAACCAGCACCACCAUCCUCUGGAGCCUUCUCAGUCUUGCUGACAAGGCGGACACGGUGCAGCGAAAAGUACAGGAGGAAAUCGACAGAGUGACGGGAGGGAGGAGGGUACCCGCUUGGUCUGACCGUCAUGCCAUGUCUUAUACCAUGGCCACCGUCUGGGAGAUGUAUCGCUGGAGGACCAUCGUCGUGAUGGGAAUGCCGAGGGAAGCGGAUGAAGACGUCAUCGUCCAGGGCUACCUGAUUCCCGCCGGCACGGUGGUCAUGGCUAAUCUCUGGGCAGUCCACAUGGACCCCGACCUCUGGGAAGCUCCGGAAGAGUUCCGACCAGAGAGGUUUCUCAUCAAGGACGGAUCGAGGCUCAUUGACAAGCCAGAAUGGCUGAUACCCUUUUCUUCGGGAAAACGAAUGUGUCCCGCAGAAAACCUUGCCAAUUUAGAGGUCUUCCUUUACCUUGCAAGGCUUCUUCAAAAGUUCACGGUCCUUCCGGAGGAUGGCAAAACAGUCGACCUCAACUACGACACCGAGGGAUUUUGCAUGCCAAAGCCACAAAACCUUCGGUUUAUUCCGAGAUAGCGACACUGUUCUA
Ixodes scapularis (black-legged tick) is the source of this 1531-nucleotide messenger RNA. RefSeq names its product cytochrome P450 2J4. Gene Ontology annotation, molecular function: monooxygenase activity; oxidoreductase activity, acting on paired donors, with incorporation or reduction of molecular oxygen; heme binding. The transcript has 9 exons. The coding region runs from base 1 to 1518 and encodes 505 amino acids. The record is from RefSeq and is a predicted model, not a curated record. NCBI's taxonomy places the organism in Eukaryota, Metazoa, Arthropoda, Arachnida, Ixodida, Ixodidae.